Molecule: messenger RNA, 2975 nt
Organism: Sus scrofa (pig)
Lineage: Eukaryota; Metazoa; Chordata; Mammalia; Artiodactyla; Suidae
Source: RefSeq, a predicted model, not a curated record
AAACUCCUUAUGCAAGAAAAAUGAUUGCCCAAUGACUUAUCUUUCCGUUUACGCAGUUGUCCUAACUUCAAGAAACUCAACAGGAAAAGAAUUAGAGAGGGACCUCAAGAUUAUAAGUGCAAACUCCCUGAGGGUCCAUAUGGAAGUGGUCCAUGAGUGAGGAAGAUGGAGAGCGCAGUGUGGGUGAAAGAUGUCAAAAUGGAAAGAAAUGCCUGCCAGAAGUGGCCAGGUGGCACUGGGAGCAGCCAAUACUCAGCCUCCUCCAAGGAUAUACUCAGUAUAUCCUUGUAGGGCACAGGCCCAUUGCCACUCGGAUCUGGCAGUUUUUCCCUAGGGAGCCAACACUCCGAUGUCUAUAGAAGGUCCCCUGAUUUUUAAAUGAUGGAAAUUAAAUCAAACUCUAGAAAAUACUUCAUCGCAAACAAAACACAUCCACAGCUGCAGUACGCCCGCCUUUUCCUAAUGAAAAAUGUAAGCAGUGAUGGAACCAAUUACAGGAGUCAAGAAAAUACGCUUUAUUCCCCAAUCCCUUCCUUUUCUCCAAAUGUGACAUUUUACAAAAAUCCAGAUACACUUACAUCAUAUCCAUAGUCUGCAGUUUAACUGAGAAAGGCAGCAUAAUUAGGAUAAAUAGUUGGGAGUGGCCUGAACUCCAGAGCCCUCCUUUCUCUUGAGUCAGGCCCAAGUAUAGUGUCACCCAGAUGCCUGUUGCCUAAGUGAUAUAUACCAGAUUUAUUUAACCAUGGGCAAACCACAUUUUUUUUCCUAGGGCAGUUACUUAAAAGACUAUUUACCUCCCUUAGUUACAAAAGAGGAAAUACUUCUUCCAAGACUCAGAGUAGCCGCAGCCAGUGCUCCCGGAGAAAUUAUGAACCACAAAGAUUCCGAGCCCUGAAGCCUUUGCCCACCCACCUCCCUGCAGCUGAACGGCACAGACACAUUCAGAGAGGAGAGUCUCUCUUAACAGAUCUCCAGUGAACUGACUCACCAGCUUCCCCAGUGCAGUCUCCUUUCAAUAGCCAGAUAAAAGCCAAAUGAGGAGGCUGGGAAAAGAGUGUCCAACGUAGCUGCCCUGAAAACCAUCCUCCAUUUCAUUCUGGAGCGGGGAGGUUACACCCAGACAUCACAGAGGCUUCUCUCCCCACCGAGGAUGAACUGAUAGAGUAUCAGAAAACUCACAGCAACAGCAACUGGAAACAAAGGUGUUGUCUCCAAAAGACAUAGUCUUGCAAGCCCUAAAGAGCAAUCAACAGAGCCAUACAGAUUGUCCGCAUCAGGACACUAACUUCUGGGUGAAGCAUCAAAUCAACUGGUUCGUUUCUUCAUUCUGCACUUAGCAAGGCCAUGGAAGAUCUAGAGGAAACGUUAUUUGAAGAAUUUGAGAACUACUCCUAUGCCCUGGAAUAUUACUCUCCAGGGACCGACUUGGAGGAGAAAGCGCACCUGGGAGUCGUUCACUGGGUCUCCCUGGUGCUGUAUUGUUUAGCGUUUGUCCUGGGCAUCCCGGGCAAUGCCAUCGUCAUUUGGUUCACCGGAUUCAAGUGGAAGAAGACGGUCACUACGCUCUGGUUCCUCAAUCUAGCCAUCGCGGAUUUCAUUUUUCUUCUCUUCCUGCCCCUGUACAUCUCCUACGUGGCCAUGAGUUUCCACUGGCCCUUUGGCAUCUGUUUGUGUAAGGCCAAUGCCUUCAUUGCUCAGCUGAACAUGUUUGCCAGUGUUUUCUUCCUGACGGUGAUCAGCCUGGACCGCUAUAUCUACUUGAUCCACCCUGUCUUAUCUCAUCGGUACCGGACCCUAAGAAAUUCGCUGGUUAUUGUCAUAGUCGUUUGGCUUUUGGCUUCGCUAAUGGGUGGCCCAGCCCUCUUCUUCCGGGAGACUCUGGAGUCCAAUAACCGCACCGUUUGCUAUAACAACUUCCACGAGCAAGAUCCUGACCUCGUGUUGAUGAGGCAUCAUGUGCUGACCUGGGUGAAAGUUAUUGUGGGGUACCUCUUCCCUUUGCUGACCAUGAGCAUCUGCUACUUGAGUCUCAUCUUCAAGGUGAAAAAGAGAAGCAUCCUGGCCUCCAGUAAGCACUUCUGGACCAUCCUGGCUGUGGUCCUGGCCUUUUUGAUUUGCUGGACUCCUUAUCACCUAUUUAGCAUCUGGGAGCUCACAAUUCACCACAAUAGCUAUUUCCACCAGGUGCUGCAGGCUGGGAUCCCCCUCUCCACUGGCUUGGCCUUCCUCAAUAGUUGCUUGAACCCCAUCCUUUACGUCCUAAUUAGCAAGAAAUUCCAGGUGCGCUUUCGGGCCUCAGUUGCUGAGAUACUAAAAUACACACUGUGGGAAGUGAGCUGUUCUGGCACAGUGAGCGAGCCGCUCAGGAACUCUGAAACCAAAAAUCUGUGUCUCCUAGAAACAGCCCAAUGAACUCUUACUCUUCUGCAAGUCAGUAUACAGCUUUUGUGUGAGGCCCCUGACAGAUGCUUUCAGAUUAUUUGUUUCUGAGACAUAGAGCUGACUGUAUCUUCUUUUUAUUUUUGGUCAUUUUAUUGGCAUCACCUUUUUCUGUGGAUAUAAAACAUAAGAAGGAUCUUCAUCUUUUUCUCCUGCCACUGAAAUUAUCUGUGUUAUUCUUACGAAGUAUAGUGUAAAGGAGUUAUCAACACUACUUUUUCAAUUUAAUAACUUUUUUGAAGUUCUAAAUCUUAAUAUUAAAGACAUGACUAAUUUUAAAAAUGUAAAAAUAAUGUGCGCUUAAGCUUUAAUUUUGCAUAAGUAACCUAUUAACUUAUUCUUUCUUUCUGAGGCAUGUGGAAGUUCCUGGGCCAGAGACAAAACCUGCCCAAUAGCAGUGACAACGCCAGAUCCUUCACUGCUGGGUCACCAGGGAACUUCCCGGACUAGUUCUUAAAAUGCAGUAUAUGUACUUAAUUUCUUUAUUUCAUGUAAUCUGUGUCUGUGCGUUUAUGAAUUAAAGUAAUAAUUGGUUA